Messenger RNA from Herpailurus yagouaroundi (jaguarundi), 2595 nucleotides. It is a transcript of the gene DRD2, whose product is annotated as dopamine receptor D2. Gene Ontology annotation, molecular function: dopamine neurotransmitter receptor activity, coupled via Gi/Go; G protein-coupled receptor activity. The record is from RefSeq and is a predicted model, not a curated record. Lineage: Eukaryota; Metazoa; Chordata; Mammalia; Carnivora; Felidae. Gene Ontology annotation, biological process: negative regulation of adenylate cyclase activity; negative regulation of synaptic transmission, glutamatergic; regulation of potassium ion transport. The transcript is spliced from 8 exons. Gene Ontology annotation, cellular component: glutamatergic synapse; plasma membrane; presynaptic membrane. Bases 158 to 1489 code for a protein of 443 amino acids.
GGACCCGCCGAGGAGAGCGGCGGCCCGGACGGCUGCCGGAGGGGCGGCCGCGCUUGGAUGCGGCGGGAGCCGGAAGCCUCGAGCAGCCGGCGCCGUCUCUGCCCCCGGGCGCCCUAUGGCUUGAAGAGCCUGGCCACCCAGUGGCCCUGUUGCCCCGAUGGAUCCACUGAACCUGUCCUGGUACGAUGAUGAUCUGGAGAGCCAGAACUGGAGCCGGCCCUUCAACGGGUCCGAAGGAAGGACCGGAAAGCCUCACUACAACUACUACGCCACGCUUCUCACCUUGCUUAUCUUCGUCAUCGUCUUUGGCAACGUGCUGGUCUGCAUGGCCGUGUCCCGCGAGAAGGCGCUGCAGACCACCACCAACUACCUGAUCGUCAGCCUCGCCGUGGCCGACCUCCUGGUGGCCACGCUCGUCAUGCCCUGGGUUGUCUACCUGGAGGUGGUGGGCGAGUGGAAAUUCAGCAGGAUUCACUGUGACAUCUUUGUCACUCUGGACGUCAUGAUGUGCACAGCAAGCAUCCUGAACCUAUGUGCCAUCAGCAUCGACAGGUACACAGCCGUGGCCAUGCCCAUGCUCUACAACACCCGCUACAGCUCCAAGCGCCGAGUCACUGUCAUGAUCGCCAUCGUCUGGGUCCUGUCCUUUACCAUCUCCUGCCCACUGCUCUUCGGACUCAACAACACAGACCAGAACGAGUGCAUAAUCGCCAACCCCGCGUUCGUGGUGUACUCCUCCAUCGUCUCCUUCUACGUGCCCUUCAUCGUCACCCUGCUGGUCUACAUCAAGAUCUACAUCGUCCUCCGCAGGCGCCGCAAACGGGUCAACACGAAGCGCAGCAGCCGGGCUUUUAGGGCCAACCUGAAGGCCCCGCUCAAGGGCACCUGCACUCACCCCGAGGAUAUGAAACUCUGCACCGUUAUCAUCAAGUCCAAUGGGAGUUUCCCAGUGAACAGGAGGAGAGUGGAGGCUGCCCGCCGAGCCCAGGAACUAGAGAUGGAGAUGCUGUCCAGCACCAGCCCCCCCGAGAGGACCCGGUACAGCCCCAUACCGCCCAGCCACCACCAGCUGACCCUCCCCGACCCAUCCCACCACGGCCUCCACAGCACGGCCGACAGCCCCGCCAAACCAGAGAAGAAUGGGCAUGCCAAAGACCACCCCAAGAUUGCCAAGAUCUUUGAGAUCCAGUCCAUGCCCAAUGGCAAAACCCGGACCUCUCUCAAGACCAUGAGCCGCAGGAAGCUCUCCCAGCAGAAGGAGAAGAAAGCCACCCAGAUGCUCGCCAUUGUUCUCGGCGUGUUCAUCAUCUGCUGGCUGCCCUUCUUCAUCACCCACAUCCUGAAUAUACACUGUGAUUGCAACAUCCCGCCCGUCCUGUACAGCGCCUUCACGUGGCUGGGCUAUGUCAACAGUGCCGUGAACCCCAUCAUCUACACGACCUUCAACAUUGAGUUCCGCAAGGCCUUCAUGAAGAUCCUGCAUUGCUGACCCGCUUCCCGCCUCCCUGCCCAGGCCAGCCGGGUCUCCGUUCCUGGGAGCCGUGGAUGGGGGUGGUGCAGGGCGGACUCGGCCUUCUCUUUGUCCCUGGCAGGCUCUAGCUUGACUCCACGCCCCUCAGAGCUCGCACACCCUCACUCCGCCAGGGUAGUGCUGGGGAGCCAGGCACGGUGCCAGCCCAAGGGCUGGACCCCUGGCUCAGGGGCAGCUCAUAGAGCCCCCCCUCCCACCUCUAGGCCCUCUCCCCUUGGCACCAAAGACACAGCCGCCUUCUCUGACCUUUCUCUGGGCUUCUGGGGUCACCAGGAACAGGGGCAGGGCUCAGAGGCUGUGCUUUCUGUGGGGUUGGGCCUGGUCUUCGUAGGCCUGUGCUGGAGCGGGCAGUGUGGAGGGAUGGACGGUUCCCACCCCACAAGGCCCAUGCCUGGGAAGCCAGAGCUCUUGCCAAGGCCCCAGGAAACUCAGUCCUGGGAGACCCAUGUAAAUACCAGACCACAGGGUGAGCCCCAGAGAAGCCCAAGCCAAAAAUCUUCAUCCACUCCUUUCCUGCCCGAUGGGAGCCUCUGUUUCCACAGCAGUGGCUCCCACCCCACCCCACCCACCCCACUGUGCCUCCAGCAACCCAUGUGAUUUGCACACCUGCUGAGGGCAGGAACCUUGGGCUUGAAAGGCCCCAGGAAGGUCUGCGGGGAGCGGAACGUCCCCCAAGCCCAUGCUGCUGCCUCCUAACUGACUCGGUGCGUCCCUUCUCUAGCAACUGUUGGGCCAACCUGUGAGAGGGCAGGGAAGGUGGGCUUGUGGCCGCAUCCGGGGUCCGGGGUGGAUGUUGGUUCUCUGGGGGACUGCCUCCUGCCACACUCUGCCGCAAAACCACUCUCCUUUGCCUUUUGCCUCUCCUCUCUCCUGCCCCCUUCCCCUUCCACUUUCUCCGCCUUAGAGGAGCCCAUGGUGAGGGGGCUGCUGAAUACCACUUAGCCUGGGCUGGCCCUGCCCUGAGGGAGGAGGGAGGUUGCAGUUUGUGGGCGGGGCCCUGGGUCCCAGACUCUGUAACAUCACUACACAUGCUCCAAACUAAUAAAACUUUGACAAGAGUCAUA